Molecule: messenger RNA, 678 nt
Organism: Bactrocera dorsalis (oriental fruit fly)
Lineage: Eukaryota; Metazoa; Arthropoda; Insecta; Diptera; Tephritidae
Product: forkhead box protein fkh-2-like
Exons: 1
Coding region: 37-678 (213 amino acids)
Biological process (GO): anatomical structure morphogenesis; cell differentiation; regulation of transcription by RNA polymerase II
Molecular function (GO): DNA-binding transcription factor activity, RNA polymerase II-specific; RNA polymerase II cis-regulatory region sequence-specific DNA binding
Source: RefSeq, a predicted model, not a curated record
UUCAUUCGUAGGCACUGUCUCACUACUACUACGGCAAUGGCAACUCCACAACCACUAGAUUGCUCCGUCUCGACCAGCAAUAAGUUUGCUUCCAAAGAAGAUAACCAGAACAUUCGGCCCAACUAUACUUACAGUGCGUUGGUCGCCAUGGCAAUCCGCAGUAGUCCUGACGGGAAACUGACUUUGUGUGCUAUACAGAAGUGGAUCAGCGAUAACUUCUCCUACUACCGAAAGGAUGAACAGGGCUGGCAAAAUCAGAUAAGGCAGACGCUGAGCACGAAUUCUUGUUUCUGCAAAAUUCCACGACCUAUGGGCGAUCCAGGGCGUGGAAACUAUUGGACCAUUAGUGCAGAAGCGGGACCAUUUCGUUCUCAGCCGGCUACUGGUAGUAAGAAUGCACUUCGGGUGAACGGUGUACCACAUUGUCAGUUUUCAAAUGCGAUGUACUUGCCUACAACGCAUCAGAUACAGGAGGCCCAUCGAUCCAUGUUGGCUCAGGCUAUGCAAGAUCGGCAUGCCUGGUACCAGUACCAUCUGCAACAAUCUCAGUUUCUACAGCAACAACUGGUAAUCCUGCAACAGCAACAGUUUAAACAGCAAUACCAGGAAGUGUAUCAAAAACUUGUGUUCCACCAGCAGCAAGCCGCAUUUUUUGCAGCUCGAAAACCUUCAGUUUAA